Molecule: messenger RNA, 3285 nt
Organism: Cyphellophora europaea CBS 101466
Lineage: Eukaryota; Fungi; Ascomycota; Eurotiomycetes; Chaetothyriales; Cyphellophoraceae
Exons: 1
Coding region: 1-3285 (1094 amino acids)
Biological process (GO): phosphatidylinositol dephosphorylation
Cellular component (GO): intracellular membrane-bounded organelle
Molecular function (GO): phosphatidylinositol-3,5-bisphosphate 5-phosphatase activity
Source: RefSeq, a predicted model, not a curated record
AUGGAGUCCUUCACGUCUUUCUCGGAGCAAAGAGAAAAUGCCACGGAGGCCCCCCCCGCGGUGCCUGUCAACACUAGCGUGCCUCCGAGCCCGACGUAUGCGGAGUCAGAGGGACCCGUAUCGACCACAAUAUCAGCACCGGCUGUUCCCGCGACUAGUUCUGUCGAGGAGGGCGGCAAUGCCGAUUUAGUAUCAGACAACGAUCCCGCCUCGCCGGGCUUCCCCCAACUCUCCAAUACGGCCUUGGAGCCACCAUCAUCAACUGCCGGCGACAGCAAGAUGGACGACGAAGACGAGGAGAUCGACUUGUCCAAGUCGUUCCAUCGUACUGCGAGUCCUUCGCCCGCGGCUCUACACCGAAAUAAGGAUGCUCUCGUCGGAAAGCCUGGCGACGAAGGCGUCAUCAAGAUGCACAAAUUCACCCUCUAUGAGACUUUGAAUAACUACUACAUCGUUGGCACUGACCUGCUUGACCUUCACUAUCGAAUACUGAAGAUCGACCGAACAUGUGAACCGGGCGAGUUGAACAUCACGGAAGAUGGCGUCGUCUACACCAGAACAGAAGUGGCCCAAAUAUUGAACGCUAUCGAUGAAGGUAACAAGGCGACAGGAGGACUGAAGGCGAAAGCAAGUUUCUGGGGCUUGCUUGGUUUCAUUCGUUUCACGAGCUAUUACUACAUGAUAUAUGUCACCAAACGAAGUCAGGUUGCUCUGGUCGGCGGUCACUAUAUUUACACCAUCGAGAAGACCGAGAUGCUGCCUCUCACGACCAGCGCGCUUGCCAAGUUCAAGAGCGAGAGGCACAUUGACGAGAGUCGAUACGUUAACAUUCUCAACAAUCUUGAUCUGACCAAGUCUUUUUACUUCAGCUACUCUUACGAUUGUACGCGCACCCUGCAGCAUAACAUCAUGCGGGAGAGGGAAGCACUUCAGGAGGGUCUCCCAGAACCAGCAAAGAGAGAUCACAACGACAUGUUUGUAUGGAAUCACCAUUUACUGGGACCUGCCAAAGAGUCGCUGAAAAACCCCUUCGAUUGGUGCCUCUCCAUUAUCCACGGUUAUGUCGACCAAGCUGCGCUAUCAGUCUUCUGGGGCAGAGUCGUAUACGUGACUCUCAUCGCUCGCCGAUCCCGCCAUUUCGCCGGCGCAAGAUAUCUGAAGCGUGGCGCCAACGAUCUGGGCUAUGUCGCGAACGAUGUCGAAACCGAGCAGAUCGUUUCGGAGAUGAAGACAACGUCUUUCCACUCACCAGGACCUGAUCUCUUCGCAAACCCCAACUGGACAUCCUUCGUGCAGCAUAGAGGCAGCAUACCACUGCACUGGUUACAGGAUUCCUCAGGCGUGUCUCCAAAACCAGACAUCCAGCUUAGCGUUGUCGAUCCGUACUACGUCUCUACUGGGCGGCAUUUCAACGACAUGUUCCGAAGAUAUGGCACGCCCAUAUAUGUCGUCAAUCUAAUCAAGCAGAAAGAGAGGGUCCCCAGAGAGACCAAACUAUUGAAAGAAUACAAGGAUGCCGUUGAUUACCUCAACAUCAACCUACCUAAAGAGCACAAGAUCCUCUAUCGAGCUUGGGAUAUGAGCAGAGCACAGAAGAGCCGAGGCGAGGAUGUUAUCGGCAUGCUCGAAUCAAUUGCAGACGAUAUUCUGCCGACAACUGGUUUCUUCCAAAAUGGUAACAGUCUGGAAGCAGGGCUUCGGUUGCAGAAUGGUGUUGCGAGAACGAACUGUAUCGACUGCCUGGAUCGAACCAAUGCUGCCCAAUUCAUGAUUGCCAAGAAAGCACUAGGCCAUCAGCUGGUGGCACUAGGUGUGAUAGAGAGCCCGGAGAUCGACUUUGAUUCGGAUGUGAUCAACCUGUUCACCCAUAUGUGGCAUGACCAUGGCGAUACCGUGGCAGUACAGUAUGGCGGUUCGCACCUCGUCAACACCAUGGCAACUUAUCGCAAGAUUAAUCAGUGGCAUUCCCAAUCACGCGACAUGGUAGAGACUUUCAAGCGAUACUACAACAAUUCAUUUAUGGACUCCCAGCGCCAGGAAGCAUACAAUCUCUUCUUGGGCAAUUACGUUCUGCAAGAUGGACAGCCUAUGCUUUGGGAGCUUACGACCGACUACUACCUCCAUCACUCCGAUCCUCGCUCCAUGUUCAGCAGGACUCGACCAUCCUAUCGCCAGUGGUAUACACCAGAGUAUCUCAAUGGACCCAGCAUACCGCCGACUAUCUGGCCGCAAGAAUUUCGCGAUCGACCGCUCCACUUCUUCGACGAUUUCUGGGUCGAGUACUACAGACCACUCGCCAUCUCAACCUUCAAGAAACUCCUGUCCUUCAAGAUGCAUUCCAACAUGCGAUAUAUCCCAUUUCCAGAAGCCAAGGAAGGCAAAUACGACUAUUCACCUUUCACGGUCCGCAAAGAUACCGACCGCCACGGCUCAGCCAAGUCCAACUCCCGCAAUAAGGGAGUACGGAUCAUCGCGCCCUCGGACGAGAGCUCCACCAUCGCAGACACCAACUCUCUCACCUCCAUCGACGCCCGCCUUGCAACCCCACUGGAGCCACCGAGCAAGCCACCCAAACCAUCCACCCUGGGCCCCUGGCUCGAUGCCCAACAGCAGCUCUACGGACCCAACCGCAAAUACACGGGCAUCAUCAAAGAGACCUCGUUCGAGGUCGCCCCGCCCACACCCCGCGUGCCCAAGCUCCCAUCCACCACCAAUCCCUCCAGCGGCGCGGCCACGGAAGCCCAGACACCGCGCGAACUCACCAAGGCCGAGCUGGCCAUUUCGGCCUUCACCUCCCUCAUCGUCGCCUCGCUCGAGCCCGCCGUAUCUAAAAGCGAAGAAUACGAGUACCACCGAUACAUCACGCACCCGUCCACCAUCCCCCUCAUCACCGACACGGCCGUCGACUACGACAAAGCCCCCGCCGAAUUCCUGGAGUACGUGUCGCGCAACCCCGCACUCUUCGGCGCGGUGCGCGACUGGGAGGUCACGGAGCAGGAUCUGCCAGACGGUGUCGGUGACGCCGGCGCCGGCUUCGGGAACGUCUGGGGCGGCGGCGCCGGUGCCGACGGGGCGCGCGCCAACCUGAGCGACUUGACCAUGGAGGAGCGCGCCGAGGUCAACGCCGAGGUCUAUCGCGACUUUGGCGAGAGUUCGAUUCGAGACGAGCCCCUGACGGUCACGGCGGAGGAUUUGGGCAAGAAGCGCUAUAAGGCGUAUCGGCAGUGGUUGAAGGGGAAGAGUCUGUUUAAGCAGAGGUUGGUGGUGGGUGGGGAGGUGGUUUGA